Messenger RNA from Owenia fusiformis, 1163 nucleotides. The record is from the annotation of a GenBank genome assembly. Lineage: Eukaryota; Metazoa; Annelida; Polychaeta; Sabellida; Oweniidae.
GUCAGAUAUUGCUACAUAGUGUCACAUGCAUUUGAAAUGUACUAGUGUAGUGCUCUAUUUCAUUGAUUUUUGAGAAGUGGCUGACUGUAAAGUGUAGUGCCUUAUUUUAUUCAUUUAGACUAAAGCUAGUUCACAGUUGAAAUAAAAUGACAAAACAACUUUCUGAUGAUGAUAAUCAGCAAUAUAGAGACAGAAUAAGGUUUAUUGCAUAUAGAGAAGCCCGAGAUGAGGGUGCUAGUUUCAUUACGAAAAAAUGGAUAGCAAAUAAACUCCUUCGAUCUGAAAAAUUCGUUCAAAAAUACUGGAAUAAAACAUAUUCUGAAAUCACACCACAGGAAAGACCAGGACCUAAGUCAAACACUUUGACUCGAAAGACAACACAAAUAAUACUAAAAGGAACUGCUAAGAAGAUAAAAAGUUGUAGAGAGCUUGCAAAAGAGAUCAAAAGGUUGAGAGGAAAAGACGUUUCUCAUCAAAUGGUUCAUCUAUUCAGAGUAAGAAAGGGGCUCAAACCAUUUCACAUUAUUUCGAAACCUUUGAAAACAACAGAGCAGAUUGAGGACAGACUGUGGUUUGUGAACUUUCUCCGUCAAUGGGACGAGGAUUUUCUCCAUUUGGCUCCCUCAGACGAGUUUUACAUCUAUACAGUAGGAAAGCCAAAUCAUUAAAAUGAUAGGAUUUGGGCGUACAAACGAGAGGAUGUAUCUGAACUCCUAAUCCGUGAGAAGAUGGCGCGACCAAUUUGCGUAGGGAUUUUUCUGCUUUUCACUGUGAAAAAAAUGCUGUGGGUAAUAAAGGAUGAUGGUGUCUCAUGGACGGGAGAAUAUUUCAGUGAGGACAUACUCAGAACAAAGGUAAUACCAUUUCUUAAAAACAAGGAUAAUGUAAUUGAGACCUCACAAACAACAUUACUACAUGACAAAGCUCCAUGCUUUAAAGCCAGUGCUACACAAGAUCUUUUGAAGAAAUCUGGCAUAGACCUUUUUGGUAUUGAUGAAUACCCGAGCAACAGCCCUGACCCGAAUGCUGCAGAGCACAUGGGGUCCAUAUUAAUGGAUAAAACAGAGCAACUUAUGGACACUGAAGCUGCAGAGAACAGAUAUUCUAAAGAUGCCCUGCUCAAGAACCUCCGAAAAGUAUUAAGGCCCUGUAUAAGGACGUAA